AUGGCUUCUGGUUUUGAUGAUGGCCGUCACAUGACGGGCAAAAGCUCAGCCUGGAGUUAUCGGAGUGGUAGGACAGUGAUCCGAGGUCUUCUUCGCACAAUUCAACAGACAAAGUCCAAGGCAAACUUCCUCGGUAUCCAGAAAGGAAAAUUUAAGGAUCCCCUUCACCCGCCUCCCAAACGAAAUGAAGGUUGUGUGAGUAUCAAUCUAAUAAGAGAGUCUUCGAAACCCAGCUUCUCUUCAUAUCAAAAUGGCUUAGCCUAUCUCCCCCGAAACAAGCAAAGGUGUCUCGUAGACUGCGCCAGCGAAACGGUUGUAGCACGAGAAUCUGCCGUCGUCUUCCGAUGA
This is a messenger RNA of Protopolystoma xenopodis, 348 nucleotides long. Lineage: Eukaryota; Metazoa; Platyhelminthes; Monogenea; Polystomatidea; Polystomatidae. The record is from the annotation of a GenBank genome assembly.